AUGUCUCUGAUGAUGGGCUCGAGUGAGAACCCGAAACGUCAGGCCAAUAAACUUCUUGUCCCAGUGAUCGCAUCUUCAUCUUCUGAACUGCUACCUGGGACUCGCCUGUUCGCUUCUAUCAGCGGUCUGCUGCUCCUCCGCACCUGCGCAAAACACCGCCUCAUCCUGACGAACACCUUCUUCUGUCUGCCGGAGCGAGAGAAGGUCACCUGGAGGCAUCCUCGGUCGCGUCAGUGGCACCUGCUGGACUAUGUCCUCGUCCGGAGGCGAGAUCAGCGGGACUUGCUGGUGACGAAGGUGAUCGCGGGUGCUGACGGGUGGACCGACCAUCGCCUCGUAAUCUCGGGGAUGCGUAUUCGCCUACAGCCUCGCAGGAGACCGCAAAGUAAGCGACCUCCAGGUAAGCUGAAUAUUGCCUUGUUGUCUUUGCCUGCUCACCAUCUUCAUUUCAGCAAUGAGCUUGCUCAACGGCUAGACAACCUCCCCAUCUCCGACGCCGCCGCUGCUGAGAACGCCUCCGUGGAGAACCGCUGGUGUCAACUUCGAGACACGGUCCAGUCGACGGCGCUCGCCGUCCUCGGUCGCGCUCCCCGCCAACACCAGGACUGGUUCGACGACAACGACGCCGCCAUCAGAAAUCUGCUUGCUGAGAAGAACCGCCUACACAAAGCCAACGUAGAUCACCCCACUGAGGACAACAAAACUGCCUUCUACCGCAGUCGUCGUCAGCUUCAGCAACGACUGCGCGAGAUGCAGGACGCCUGGACUGCUCGCAAAGCUGAGGAGAUCCAAGGGUACGCGGACCGCAACGAAUGGAAGAACUUCUUCUCCGCGAUCAAAGCUGUCUACGGUCAACCGACGACGGGCACUGCUCCUCUCCUCAGCGCCGACGGCAGCACUCUCCUGACUGAGAAGACGCAAAUCCUACAGCGAUGGGCCGAGCAUUUCCAGGGCGUCCUCAACCGCCCUUCCGUCAUCUCCGACGCCGCCAUCGCCCGCUUGCCGCAAGUGGAGACCAACGUGGACCUCGACCUCCCGCCAUCUCUCCAGGAGACCAUCAGGGCCGUGCAGAAGCUCUCCAGCGGGAAAGCACCCGGAUCGGACGCAAUCCCUGCUGAGGUCUACAAGCACGGAGGUCCCCUACUGAUGGAUCACCUGACUGCACUCUUCCAGGAGAUGUGGCGUCAAGAUGAAUUCCCGCAAGAUUUCAAGGACGCAACUAUCGUGCACCUAUACAAGCGAAAAGGGAAUCGCCAAGUCUCCGAAAACCACCGCGGCAUCUCCCUACUGAACAUCGCCGGGAAGAUCUUCGCUCGCAUCCUGCUCAACCGUCUCAAUAACCAUCUGGAACAGAACCUUCUCCCGGAAAGCCAAUGCGGCUUCCGUCGUCAUCGUGGGACCACGGAUAUGAUCUUCGCCGCCCGCCAACUUCAUGAGAAGUGUCAGGAGAUGCGGGCCCACCUGUACUCUACCUUCGUGGACCUGAAAGAAGCCUUCGACACGGUGAAUCGUGAAGGACUGUGGAAGAUCAUGCAGAAAUUCGGCUGUCCGGAACGAUUCACUCAGAUGGUACGUCAGCUACACGACGGUAUGAUGGCGCGAGUCACGGACAACGGAGCUGUCUCAGAGGCAUUCGCAGUGACCAACGGAGUGAAGAAGGGCUGUGUGCUGGCGCCUACCCUCUUCAGUCUCAUGUUCUCUGCCAUGCUGAUGGACGCCUACCGCGACGAACGCCCCGGGAUCCGCAUCGCCUACUGA
Messenger RNA from Spirometra erinaceieuropaei, 1758 nucleotides. The record is from the annotation of a GenBank genome assembly. Lineage: Eukaryota; Metazoa; Platyhelminthes; Cestoda; Diphyllobothriidea; Diphyllobothriidae.